AAAAAUUUAUUUUCAACUUUUUUUUUAGAAAAGAAAACACGGCUCACAAAUUUCUUCCUUCAACUAGGACACCUAUUAAUGUAGUGAGCGAAAUUGAAAUAUGAUUUUGAUAGUUAGAUUCACCAUUGAUGUUUCUCGACUGUUCAUUUUAUAGUGAAAUGGACGGAUCAUCGGAAAAAACUACCAGUAAAAUCGUAUCAGUUUUACCAAAUUAUAGGAUUGGUAAAACUCUUGGAUAUGGAUCCUUUGCAAAAGUGAAAUUAGCUUUACAUGUAGCUACCGGACACAAGGUUGCUAUCAAAAUUCUUAAUCGUUCUAAGAUUAAGACCAUGGGUAUUGAGACCAAAGUGCAAAGGGAGAUCAAAAUACUAAGAUUGUUGAUGCAUCCCCACAUCAUCCGUCAAUAUGAAGUCAUAGAGACGCCUGACAACAUAUAUGUUGUAAUGGGAUAUGUGAAGUCGGGAGAGCUUUUUGACUAUAUUGUUGAAAAAGGUAGAAUACAAGAAGACGAAGCUCGUCAUCUUUUUCGACAGAUCAUAUCUGGUGUGGAGUAUUGUCAUCGCAAUAGAAUCGUCCACCGGGAUCUUAAGCCAGAGAAUGUGCUUUUGGAUUCAAAAUGCAACAUUAAGAUUGUUGACUUUGGGCUGAGUAAUGUCAUGCAUGAUGGUCACUUUCUAAAGACGAGUUGUGGAAGCCCUAACUAUGCUGCUCCGGAGGUUAUUUCAGGAAGACCAUAUUCUGGACCAGAAGUAGAUAUAUGGAGCUGUGGAGUGAUAUUGUAUGCUCUCUUAUGCGGGACUCUUCCUUUCGACGACGAAAAUAUUCCUAUUCUGUUCGAUAAAAUAAAGAAAGGAAUGUAUGCUCUUCCAGAUCAUUUAUCAUAUGCUGCUAGAGAUUUGAUACCGAGGAUGCUUAUGGUUGAUCCGCUGAUGAGAAUUACCAUUCCUGAGAUUCGUCAACAUCCUUGGUUCAAUAAUCAUCUUCCUCCUUAUCUUGCUAUUCCUCCAUUAGAUACUAGAGAACAAGCUAACAAGAUUGAAGAGGAGAUAGUUCAAAAAGUAGUCAACAUAGGUUUGGAUAGAAACCAAGUUGUUGAAUCUCUUCUCAAUAGAAUCCAAAAUGAGGCUACAGUUUCAUACUAUCUAUUACUUGACAACCGAAACCGCAAGUGUGUUCCUAGUGACUAUUUCCAAACCAAGUUUAAAAAGAAAUCGGAUGGUUUAUUUAAUUCGACGAUUCCAGUUCAAGAGAUUGUUUCACAUGUUGGCCGUUCCAUUCCGGGAUUGACUAGACUAAGAUCACGGAUCAAAGAUGACAAAACCUGGACCCUUGGACUUCAGUCUCGAGGAAACCCUUGUGAGAUCAUGAGUGAAGUUUUUAAGGCUCUUCAAAAUCUAAAAGUGUGCUGGAAAAAGAUUGGACACUACAACAUAAAAUGCAGAUGGGUUCGCAGCUUUGCUAACGAUAAGAAUCAAACGAUUGUGGAUGAAUGUGCCAUGAUCUUACCAACUAUCAUCAAAUUUGAAUUUCAGCUAUACAAAGUAGGAGAAAACAAGUACUUGCUAGACAUCCAAAGAGUUGAUGGACCUCAGUUUAUCUUCCUUGAUCUAUGUGUAGCGUUUCUCACAGAGUUAGGUGUCCUCUAAAGCAUCAAUGGUUUUUAAGUUGAUUCUUUGAGUUGCCUAGUUGUGCUCUCCAGCUCAUACCAUUAGUGAUUUUCUAGACAAUUAUUGCUUUAUUGUUUAACUAGGUAACAACCCGCACAUAAUGCGGGAUAAAUCGAUUUAAAGAAAAUUAUUAUCAUAAAACUAAUAUAUAUUUGUGUCAAACAUAAUAUGUAACUAAAGUUUUUUAUUUAUUUAUUCAAAGCUGCGUUUUUCGUGUAAAAGAUACGUUUCACCCAUAAAAUCUUUAAAUGUAUAAGAGGUUUUAUGGUAGAUAAAAUAUUGA
Messenger RNA from Camelina sativa (false flax), 1950 nucleotides. Its product is annotated as SNF1-related protein kinase catalytic subunit alpha KIN12-like. Gene Ontology annotation, cellular component: cytoplasm. The record is from RefSeq and is a predicted model, not a curated record. Gene Ontology annotation, biological process: intracellular signal transduction; protein phosphorylation. NCBI's taxonomy places the organism in Eukaryota, Viridiplantae, Streptophyta, Magnoliopsida, Brassicales, Brassicaceae. Gene Ontology annotation, molecular function: protein serine/threonine kinase activity; ATP binding.